This is a messenger RNA of Nicotiana tabacum (common tobacco), 908 nucleotides long. Lineage: Eukaryota; Viridiplantae; Streptophyta; Magnoliopsida; Solanales; Solanaceae. The record is from RefSeq and is a predicted model, not a curated record.
UAUCUUGAAGAAGCCAAUCAAUGGUUGAAAGUCGCUCAUCACGGCCUACACCCCCUAAAUAUUUACUCUUACUAUGUUUUCAAAACUAGACUUCUUUAACAUAUAGUAGUACCAUUUUACAAGCCAAGACUCUGUUUUAAAGCAACCCCAUGGAAUUGCAAAAAACCAUUGCUCUGUUUCUUCUCCUCUCCUAUUAUUUAAUUACCAUAGUCAAAAGCACAGAAAUUUGCUUUACCUCUGCAUGUCGUCGCCGGGACGAACCUUUGAUUCGUUUCCCUUUUCGUCUACAGAAUGUCCAAUCCCAAAAUUGUGGCUAUUCAGGUUUCAACUUACACUGUGAUGCAGCAAACCAAACAAUUCUUAAGUUACCAAAUUUAUCAGCAGAAUUCACUGUUCAUGCCAUAGAUUAUUCUACACAAGAAUUAUGGCUUAACGACCCAAAAGAUUGCUUACCUCAGCUCCUCCUUAAACUCAACCUUUCUUCUUCUCCUUUUUCUGGGGUUUAUUAUCAAGAUUUUACAUUGUUCAAUUGCUCUUUUUAUUAUACAAGGGCGAAGCUAAAUCCAAUAGCUUGUUUAAGUGGUUUAAAUUAUACGGUGUAUGCUACAUCUUCUAUGAGAGGAGCUAGAUUGUUGUCAACACCAGCAUGUAAUUUGAUUGGAACUAUUGCUGUUCCAGUUCAGUGGCCAUUUUUCGAGCAGGUUUUGUCGUCAGAUCUUAGCGAUGAUAUUCUGCUGUCUUGGGCUAAUCCGGAUUGUAGAAAGUGUGAGUCUAAGGGUGGACGAUGUGGUUUCAGGAAAACCAAUUUUAGUCAACAAAUCAUAUGUGAAAAUGUUCGUCAACGCGGUAAUAUUCCUAACUCCCUAUCUUAUCUUUUUCUUUAGUCAACAAAUAUCAUUUUCCCAAAG